Messenger RNA from Seminavis robusta, 2655 nucleotides. Lineage: Eukaryota; Bacillariophyta; Bacillariophyceae; Naviculales; Naviculaceae. The record is from the annotation of a GenBank genome assembly.
AUGGCGAUCGCAACGCUGUUCUCUGCUUCAUCUCUUCGGCUGCUCUAUCUGUUGCUGCUGGUGUCUGCUACUACUAGUGCUAGCGCUAGUACUAGUAACAAUGCCACAGCAACAAGCAGCAACUCCUCCGCUGCUCCGGCUGCUGCUACUACAACAAGUACUACAACAAGCACAACUUCCACGACCGUGGAAUCUUCUGACCAGACCGUGGAAAUCGAUGGGUGGCAAUUUCCGUCUCGUGUUUCUCUCCGCGCUGGAGUUCUCCACGCUCCGCCCUUUGCCAUCUUAGAAGAGCGACUCGACGGGUCCAUUGUCUACAGCGGAUUUCAAAUCGACAUGUUGGAGAGUCUCAAAGUCUUUGCCAAGCAAGAUGGCGUGCUGCUGCAAGUAGACCUUAGCCCUAGUCCGCCCAAUUUCAAUCCCGCACUUGAUUUAGUCGCUAAUGACUGCAACACCACCAAAAACCCAAACACAAAGGAAGACUGUGAAAAGUUUGACUUUAUCAUUGCCAAUUACUACGCCACCCCGGCUCGUUGUACACGAGUCGCCCUCUCCCCUCCAUGGCUACGGUCCACCAUUACCACACUCAAAUACGUUGACAAACCACCUGGUGCCAAAGACUACACCACACUCAAAGAAGCAGAAGACUCCGGGGCACCCAUUUGUGCAAAGUCAGGAACAUUCUUUGCCACGGUUGUCAAGGCCAAGUUCCCAAAGGGAAACUUUGUACCAUGUCCCACUCUGGAAGAAUGCAUUGCUGCACUCAAAAAUGGAGACUGCGUACUCAGUGCCGAAGAUGAACUCAUGUCACGAUAUUCCAUGGCAUGGGAUCCAGAAAUUGAAGUUACACGAGAACAAUUCAAUACACAGUACAAAGUAUGGCCCUACUCUUAUCAGAUACCCUUUGAAAUUCGAUUGCUCAUGGAAAAAUGGGUACGAGAUGCCAAUACCAAUGCCACGCUAGAUGAAUUGUACUCCAAGUACUUUCAAAAGUCACUUUGUCCGGUGGGAACGGCAGGAGACGAUUGUGAUAAACCCUGUGAUCCUAUCCAUGGAACAUCCGACAAACGAGGAGUCUGUGUCUGUGAAUCUACAAAGUGGGAAGGAGAGGAUUGUACCAUUGAAGUAGAAGAAGAACUCAAUCUCAUUCCUCAGUACAUGAUCAUUAUUGCCUACACCAUGUUGGGCAUCAACGUCAUGGCCAUUCUACUUUGUGCUCUAUGGUUAUUCUGGCAACGAAACUCGGUACAAGUGCGCGUGUCACAACCAUUCUUUCUGGCAUUGGUGCUCGUCGGAUGCUUCAUUUCAAGUAGUACCAUCCUAGCACUCUCACAAGAAGAUGAAGGAGAUGGAUCUGUACCGGCUUGCAUGGCCAUUCCGUGGUUGUACAGUGUUGGAUUUUCCAUUACCUUUGGGACUCUCUUUGCCAAGAUUCUGCGCGUGUACGCCAUUUUCAAAAAGGCAGCGGACAAUCGCGUAGGACACGGUGCAUCGGUCAGCGGAACUAGUCGCAGCAAUAUCAUUUCCGCAUCCGAAACUGUGGGCAUUAUUGGAGGUGUACUCUUUGUCGACUGCAUCAUUCUCGUCGUAUGGACCUUUGUGGAUCCCUUACAAUGGGAACGAACCGUCAUUAGUGCGGACCAAUUCGGGGCUCCCUUGGAAAGUGAAGGAAAAUGCGUCUCGGAGAACUGGCUGGCAUUUGCGGCAGCACUCGCCGGGUUGCAUCUCCUGUUGCUGGCGACUGCCUGUUGCAACCUCCAGAUCUUCAUUGUAGGAGUCCCAAUUUUGAUCAUUAUCGGUUCAGAGCCAGCCACGAGCUUCUUUGUAAGGUCGACCAUUAUUUGGAUGAAUGAUCUUUGCGUGGUCAUGUUGCUGUUUGGAAAUUUGAUGUUUUCGGUACACUUCAAGGGCGACGUGGGGCAGGACGAAGUCAAGAGAGCGGUGGAGCAAUUCACAACCAGACGCACGGAUCGCUCGGCUGUCAUGGCCAACUCGGUCAUGGCCAAAAAGAGUAGUAGCGGCGACAACGGUGAUCUCACCAGUGGAAAUUUUGCUGCUGAUUCGGGUCAUGCCUCGAACAAAGGCGUAACCUGGAAAGAAGACGUCAGCACGACCGAAAGAGGCAAUGACAAGAACAGCAUCUUGCGCGGGAGCCAGAAUUCCGCGUCGAAGCAACCCAAGAAGAAGAAAAAGCCUGAUGAUGUUUUGUCCAGAGACUCGUGGGCUUCUCCAUCAAAUCCAUCCACGUGGGAGGGUGGAAAGCGCGACGAUGAUCAUAGUAGCACGGUCUCUGACUUUGAAGAUGAAGGAGGCAGCAGCUUUCAUCAGGAUGAUGGGAAACCGACUGACGUUCUGGGAAACAACAAGAAUUCGUGGGCUGCCGUGCAAAUUUCCAAGUUCUCCCUAAAUUACAACAACAGCCAGGCAGCAGACGAGGACGAGGACGACGAGGAAGCAACGAAUGACGUUGACGAACGAAGAGGGUCCCAUAGCUCUCUGUCUCUGCCGCCUUCGAACCUUCCAAAGGUGGACAAGGCGUCGCACAUGUCUUAUGCGGCUAGUCGCAUCACAAAACUUCGGGGAGAGCAUGCACAAUACUUGGCGGAGAAAAAGUCGGGAAAGCGUUCUGGAGGAAAGGUGGGGACAUCUGGCUAG